CUAUUAUUGAGCUCAUCUGGUAAGCUUUUUAACUUGUUUAUUUUUUGGUUCAAUAACUUCCAUUUUUUAAAAACCCAUUUAUUGCCUUCCUUUCGGCCGGAACCGCCAUCUUCCAGUAAUUCGCCAAAGUGACGAACACAAAGGGAAAGAGGAGAGGCACUCGAUACCUGUUCUCUAGGCCUUUUAGAAAACAUGGAGUUGUUCCUUUGGCCACGUAUAUGCAAAUCUAUAAGAAAGGUGAUAUUGUAGACAUCAAGGGAAUGGGUACUGUUCAAAAAGGAAUGCCCCACCACAAAUGUUAUCAUGGCAAAACUGGAAGAGUCUACAAUGUUACCCAGCAUGCUGUUGGCAUUGUUAUAAACAAACAAGUUAAGUGCAAGAUUCUUGCCAAGAGAAUUAAUGUGUGUAUUGAGCACAUCAAGCACUCUAAGAGCCGAGAUAGCUUCCUAAAACGUGUGAAGGAAAAUGAUCAGAAAAAGAAGGAAGCCAAAGAGAAAGAUACCUGGGUCCAACUGAAGCAACAGCCUGCUGCACCCAGAGAAGCACACUUUGUGAGAACCAAUGGGAAGGAGCCUGAGCUGCUGGAACUUAUUCCCUAUGAAUUCAUGGCAUAAUAGGUGUUUAAAAAAAAAAUAAAAGACCUCUGGACU
Callithrix jacchus (white-tufted-ear marmoset) is the source of this 650-nucleotide messenger RNA. The record is from RefSeq and is a predicted model, not a curated record. Lineage: Eukaryota; Metazoa; Chordata; Mammalia; Primates; Cebidae.